AUGGCUAGUUGGGUAGACUUUUUUUCUCUCAUCGCGACAAUCACAGUAUUCGGAGGCGUGAUAUACGGGAUACUCUACGUGGUCAAGUCUAUCAAUGAAGGAUUAUCAUCGACGCAAGCUUCAUUGAAGUCAAAGGGGCUAGACGUGUCGAGUACGGGUGUCUCUGUGAAGACUUCGAAGCGAUUUGGGAGGGAGGACUAUGUUGAUGCGACACAGCGUGGUAUCGUAAAGGCCAUGGGUGCAUCCUCUUUCCGCAGGGCCGACUCGUCUACUACUUCAUCUGCUACAUCACCUCCACAAAUAAAUCGCACAGACUCUUCUGCCAGCCUCAAAAGCUCAGCAAGUAAUGAGGAAAAGAAGAAAAAGAAAAGCCUGUUUGGCAAGAAGUAG
This is a messenger RNA of Psilocybe cubensis, 390 nucleotides long. RefSeq lists its product as uncharacterized. NCBI's taxonomy places the organism in Eukaryota, Fungi, Basidiomycota, Agaricomycetes, Agaricales, Agrocybaceae. The transcript has 5 exons. Bases 1 to 390 code for a protein of 129 amino acids. The record is from RefSeq and is a predicted model, not a curated record.